UGCCCGGACCAUCUACCUCACGACCGGCGGAAGCUGCCAGCUCGCGACUUGCGAUCUACUAGUCCCUUCUCCGUCGAUGCUCUGGUGACGCUGCCACCGUCACAGUCACCACGACGCAGACAAUAUGAGAGACUCCAAUGGCAACGCCAAGGUUCGAUGGUUUUGGAUUUGGGUGAUUGCUUCCCUCAUUUUCAGGCUCAUCCUUCUUUACUUUCCUGAAAGCGUCAACCUCUCUUCUCGCCCGGAAGUGUCCACUCCUCUCACCAGCAUCCGUCGUCUGGCCGAGGGAUACUGGUUGAAGCAAUCUUCAUUGUCACCUUAUGCAGGAUCAAUGUACCAUGGGUCUCCUCUGUUACUGACACUCCUAGGCCCGCUAACUGUUAGAAGAAUUGAAGGACAACCGGAUCAUCUCUUAUGCAGUUUAGUUCUUGUGAUUGCAGAUGUGGUUACUGCAAUGCUCAUUCGUGCUGCUGGUCAAAGCCUUAAGAUGUCAUCAACUUCGAGUUUAAAAUCCAUAGGCCUUCAUCACUUGCUAGAAUACUCUGCUUCAUUGUUGCUUUCAGAACAUCUUCCCUCUGGAGAUAUUGCUGCUCUUGUAUACCUAUGGAAUCCGUUCACAAUAGCAGCAUGUGUUGGUUUGUCCACGUCUGCAAUUGAGAAUUUGAUGAUUGUACUAUCACUUUAUGGAGGAUGUACACGACAAGCUCCGGUGGCAGCUUUUGGGUGGGUCAUGGCCACACAUUUGUCUCUGUACCCUGCAAUAUUAAUUAUCCCAGUGGUUUUGUUAUUUGGUUAUGGUCCAGAUGCUCCUCCGAGGAAAUUAUUACGGCAAAGGACAAAAACUGACAGUUCCUCUUCAAUUGAUAAGGGUUCUGUAGAAAAGGAUGUGAAGAAUCAGCUAAGGGGGCUGAACUUCUUUUCAUGGAAACCAGUCUUACAUGUUUUGUUCUGGAUUUUGCUGUGGUCAUCCUAUGUUUUAGUUUUAUGUGGUAUUUAUGCCAGGCGGCAUGGCAGUCUUGAGGAGUUAUUUAAAAGAACUUAUGGCUUCAUUCUUACCAUACCUGAUCUUUCUCCAAAUAUAGGUGUUCUGUGGUACUUCUUUGCGGAAGUUUUUGACUUCUUCAGAAACUUUUUCCUAAUAGUGUUCCAUGGGAAUGUUUUGUUGAUGAUAGUACCAUUGGCCUUACGGCUUAAUCACCGCCCAUGCUUUCUAGCUUUUGUAUAUACUGUGAUUACUUGUAUGCUGAAGUCUUAUCCAUCGGUUGGUGAUUCGGCUCUAUACUUGGGCUUACUGGGGUUAUUUGCUUAUGAACUCUCUGACAUGAAGUUUUCAUUCUUCCUGUUUAGUGGUUAUGUUGGCGUUUCACUUCUUAGCCCUGUCAUGCACAACCUAUGGAUAUGGCGGGGUACGGGGAAUGCAAACUUCUACUUUGCGACUGCAAUUGCUUAUGCUUGCUUGCAGCUUGUUCUGGUGGUUGAAAGUGUUAGUGCCAUGCUGAAUCAUGACAGAAUGCUUACAAAGCUAUCUGCGGCAAAGCUUCAAGAUGUCAAACCUUGAAGAACUCCUUAGAAGUACGCUUGCAUAUAUGAACAUUGAGUUUCUCUGUAUUCUAUGAGCUCCAGAAGGACCAUGACCCGUGUUCCGCAAUCCAUGAUUGUGCCAUUAUUCAAUCCCUGUGCAAAUCCUCUGUAUCUGCUUGAACAUGGAUUGUUGCGAUCGUGUUUAGCUUUUAGAAGAAGAUUAUCAGUAUCUGGAUAGAAUUCAAGAAUAGAGAAUUACAAAAUCUUAUCUCAUUGCUCAACACUCUUGGCUUUCAAUUAUAAUGGUGAUUUGUCAUGUUUGUCCUACGAGGUACACUAAUUCGGUCAACUUGUAUAAUUGUGCAAUUUCUGGGUGCAAGUGUUAUUGGUAAUUUUAUAACUUGUGCCUCACCA
Molecule: messenger RNA, 1935 nt
Organism: Neltuma alba
Lineage: Eukaryota; Viridiplantae; Streptophyta; Magnoliopsida; Fabales; Fabaceae
Product: phosphatidylinositol glycan anchor biosynthesis class U protein
Exons: 14
Coding region: 125-1558 (477 amino acids)
Biological process (GO): attachment of GPI anchor to protein
Cellular component (GO): GPI-anchor transamidase complex; membrane
Source: RefSeq, a predicted model, not a curated record